AUGGAGUUUUUGGGAAGGUCAGCUGUUUGCACUCCCGCAUCCCCCACCUUCCCGCACUCCGCCGCAGAGAGCGGACGACGGAGGCGGCGGCCGGCGGGAGCGGGGCCCGGGGCGCAGGGCGGCCGCGGGGAGCCGCCGGGAGAGGGGCCGCCGCCGCGCAGCCUGGAGGAGAAGUUCCUGGAGGAGAACAUCCUCCUCCUGCGGAGGCAGCUGAACUGCUUGAGGAGGAGGGAUGCUGGGUUAUUAAAUCAGUUGCAAGAGCUGGAUAAGCAAAUAAGUGAUCUCCGCCUGGACGUGGAAAAAACAACAGAUGAGCACCUGGAGACAGACAGUCGUCCAAGUUCAGGGUUUUAUGAGCUGAGUGAUGGAGCUUCUGGAUCGCUUUCCAAUUCAUCUAACUCUGUCUUCAGUGAGUGUUUAUCCAGUUGCCAUUCUAGCACUUGCUUUUGCAGCCCUUUGGAGGCAACACUGAAUAUCUCAGAUGGACGCCCUAAAUCUGCAGAUCUCAUAGGCUGGAUGGACUAUAAUAAGGAAGGCCAGCAUGAGGACCAGACCGCAGGCUCUGUCUGUCGCUCUUUAUCCACACCGCACUCAAAUUCCCUCGAUGUCGUUGCAGAUGUACAUCCCAAGUACCAGUGCGAUCUGGUGUCUAAAAACGGGAACGACAUCUACCGCUACCCCAGCCCGCUCCACGCUGUGGCUGUGCAGAGCCCCAUGUUCCUUCUCCCCGUGACUGAGAACCCCCAGCGAGAAGAGGAGAGGCUCGCUGGCGAUAUGAGCGACGUUUGCACUCCAUCCGAAACGGACUCGGGACAAUCCGCCAACGCCUUCCCUCCGCAGAGCUCCUGGCCGGCUCCGUGCCCUUCCACCAGCAAGAGGAUAGACAGCUACAUCUUAAGCCUGGUUCAGAAAAAGACUCACGCAGUAAGGACUAACAAACCCCGGACGAGUCUCAACGCCGAUGCCACCAAAGGGAUCUUGAGGCACGGGAGCAUGUGCGUGCGGCCGCCGGCAGCAAUGGUGGCCCACGGCAACGUGGUGAACCUGAAGGGCUCCAAGCCGGUGUGUUUGCCUCCCGGUGGGACCCCCGCUCCGGACCACACAGCUCCCUCCCCCUUAAAGCAGAGGCCAAGGGAGCCGGCUGGGGAGCAGCUGGAGAGUAGGAAGGCCCCAUUGCCGGCAGCUUUCCCACCCGGCACAGCAGCGGAACUCCAGAGCAAGCACCUGCCACGGGGGGUCAAACCAGCACCGCCAGAGCUGGGCCGCAGCACCGCGACCACGGCCGGGGACGUCCCCAAGGAGAACGGCCAGCUCUUUGCUGCGUCUCCCAAAGACACCCCAGGGAAGCCGGUGGUGCUGCAGCCAGAGAACAGGGUCAGCCAGCCUCCCAAAAAGAUCCUGUUGAAGAGCAGCUUGCAGGCGGCUCGCUCCUCGUCACCGGCCGUCGAGGAGAGGCCCGCGCUGGAUUUCAAAAGCGAGGGCUCUUCCUCACAGAGCCUGGAUGACGGGCUGCUGGUGAACGCCCAGUACAUCCCGGCCCAGCAGCAGAGCAUGAAGCUUCACAAAGGCACCCGGAACGUCAAGAUUUUGAAAAGCUCUGCGUUGAAACACAGGUCCCACCUUGCCAGCGGGGUGGAAAACAACUCACAGACCUUGCGGGAGAAAGCCAAACUGGCCGGCAAGAAGUGCCGCUUUCCUGAGGAGUUGGAUACAAAUAAGAAACUGAAAAAGCCCUCGUCACGGGGGAAGAGAGGCAGCGGCUUGCCGCUGGAGCCGAGCCUCCCGGGCCGGCAGGCCGGCCUGCACAGAUCUGCCCUCCGCUCCCAUGGGCACGGCCGGGAGGUUGUGGUGGCCAAGCCCAAACACAAGCGUGCCGAUUACCGCCGCUGGAAGUCCUCGGCGGAGAUCUCCUAUGAGGAGGCCCUGCGGAGGGCGAGGAGGAACCGGCGGGAGGGCGUGGGGGUCUACUCACAGGUGCCCCUGCCCUAUGUCAGCCCCUACGCCUACGUGGCCAGCGACUCGGAGUACUCGGCUGAGUGCGAGUCCUUGUUCCACUCCACCGUGGUGGACACGAGCGAGGACGAGCAGAGCAACUACACCACGAACUGCUUUGGAGACAGCGAGUCAAGCCUGAGCGAGGUGGAGUUUGUAGGGGAGAGCACGACCACCAGCGACUCUGAUGAGAGCGGGGGCCUGAUUUGGUCUCAGUUUGUCCAGACACUCCCCAUCCAAACAGUCACGGCGCCGGAGCUGCAUGAAAAUGCGGCCAAGGCCUUUGUCAAAAUCAAAGCCUCCCAUAACCUCAAGAAGAAGAUCCUCCGCUUUCGGUCAGGCUCCCUGAAGCUCAUGACGACGGUCUAGUGAGGUGACUUGGUGGAAUGUAUCUGCUUCUGCUUUUGGAAGCAAGGUGCUUUUUUUUGUACAUAUUUCCACAGAUUUUUUUUUUUUUUGUAAUACAAAUAUUUAAAACUUAAGGUAAAUUAUGUCACUUGUCUUCAGAACUUGGGUGGAUACUAGUGCCUUUUAUGUGGAAAUAAAAGACCAUUACACUUGUUUAAAAAAACCCAACACAACACUGCCAUUUCAGUGGUGAACAGCCUCCAGCGUGUGAUGUCAGAAGGCUUUGAGAAAAGGCUAAAAUGUUUCUGGGAAUGGAUCUUCCUUGCCUAGUUUUUCCAGUUCUGGGUCUUAUAGAGGAUAUCAACAGCUUAAGGUCAUAAGUUUUUAGGGAAUAAAGGGGAGGGAGUGAGGGUGGUUCUUCAUGUUUUUGCUUGUCCCUUUCUGCUGCUGCUCUUACCACAUCUUGAACUUUUUCCUUCUGGUACUCUGGUCUGUUGUUUUGGUUUUUUUUUUUCCUUGUUGAUUCUUUUCUUGAAACUCACUCCUGUCCUCCCCCAGCCUUCCCCCACCAGGAAAGGGUUCCUGUUCAAUCUGUCUCCGAGGUUAAGUCGCCUUCCCUGGAGUGCACUUUGCUCCGAUCUCCUGGGAGUCCCGCUGUGGAUGGCGGUGGUGUCCAGAGUAAACUGCAGCUGGAGCAGAUGACCAAGGCUUAGUAACUUCAUUAUAUUGUGUAAAACUGCUUUUAAAAAAGAAAAAAAAAAAAAAACCAUAUGCAUGUCACGUGCAUGAGUAUCAGUAGUUUUAAUAUUCCUGUUGAUGUCCAAUUUACUGUACAUCAUCAAUGGCUGUUUUUAUAUAUAUAUAUCAUUGUGUAAAUUAAUAUAAUACAUCAUAUGCUGUAAUAAACAGUCUGUUUUAAUACUUUUUAAAGUUUGUUACAUUGGUGCAGACCCAGUCAGUGCUUUUAUACUGGUGUUGUCACCACUUAGAUGUCUCCUGAUGUGACCUGUUCACGUUCCUUGCAUUUAGCCAUGUAGGAAAUGGGACAAGUUUAAAAUGCUGCUGUGGAUGUGACCUGUGCUUUGAGGGAAUAGACUUGUCGUGGCUCCUUUUCUCAUAGCUUGCAUUUUUCCAAGGCAAGAUGGGAUUUAGGAGCUCAGAGGCAUCUUCAGGUUGUUGCUGAUGGGCAGCUCAUGUUUCAGAGCAGAUGGAAGUAUAAUAUUAAUCCUGCUCUCUGGGUGCUUGCAGACUUUGGUUGGUACAACCUUGGGGCAGAUGGUUGGUUUCUGUAACCAAAUCCAUCUGUGGGACACAUCAGGUGUCCCCAUGGAAUGUCCAGUAAGUGAAUCCUCAAGAGCUGUGUGCCCUGGGAGCUGGGCUGGGUGGAGGAGAGCACAGGCUGCCUGCCCAUGGUGGUCCCUCUGUAGCUUUGGCUGUUGGCUCUGCUCCAGCCCUAGCAGGAUCAUAGAAGGUGACAAUUGCAUCACCCACUGGUCUCUGUCUCAAGUUCUUCCCAUGGGACUGGAGGGGAGUCUGGCAGCAAAGGAGAAAGAUGCCCUCCAUAAGUAGCAGUGCUUCUAUUCACAACAAAAGCUUUGGAGCUGCCUGGUGGGAAGGUUUUGGGCUGGUUGAGCUGGUUUCUGCAGGUUCAUCUUCUGCUUUGGCAUCCACGAAGCAGCAGAAGACAGCUGGAGAGGGUGCUGUGGCUGGUGUGGAUUUCAGGGAUAUGUGUGCAGCCUGUCCAUUCCAUAACAAGGUCUGAGCAGAGCUUUCCUUUGUGGUUCCUCUGUGUCCUUCCUGCUGUCACCCAGCUGAAAGGCAGAACAGUUUUUAACCAGGUUUUCUUGCAUUGCAAAUGUAGAAGGGAAAGAUCCACUCAGAAUUAAACAUCUCAGAAUUAAACAUCUCAGGGAGCAGCUCCUGAGACAGUGGGAACGCUUUUCCUAAGAGGCACAUUUUAUUUUUUAAUCUGCAGUAUGGUAAUUCCCUAUUUAUAAUGCCUCAAAUUAUUCUUUUCCUAAUUGUGUGGUUUUUUUGGUGUUUUGGGGUUUUUUGGGUUUGUUUUGUUUUGGUUUUUUUGUUGUUGUUUGGUUUGGUGUUUCGUUGGUUUUUUGUGUUUUUUUAAGCAGUGGAAAAUUGGUUUCUAUAAGGGUUUUGCAGUACAUCACCAGGUUGUGGAUUCAGUGACCCAGAAAGUCCUUGCACUUCCACCUCCCAUGGAACAGCAAAAGCUGGAAGUCCUCUUAUCUGCUCAUAACUCUCCUAUUACUUUAUACAUGGAAAGGCAACCUGUGUAUAUAUAUAUAUAUAUAUGUAUGUAUAAAAAAAUAUAUAUAUUGGUUUAGAAUAAUUCAUCCAGAAAUUGCUGGACAAGGGCUGCCACUACAGAGAGGGGAGAAAAGCAAUGUUUUUUGUUAAACAUGGCAUUACUAAGGUUAAGCAACAGCUAAAAGCCAUCCCAUUAAUACCUGAUGGGUGUUAUAUCAAACAAAGGGAAUGUCUUGAGGAAGCUGGUAGUUUCUUUCCUAGAAUAUCUCUUAAUCAUGCCAUAUAAUCUCUCUUUGAGUGAGAAAAACAUGUGCAAAUCCCUGUAAAUCUCCUCAAAGGUGUAGAAGAGCAGCAGAGAGGAUCCUCAGCGGUGCACUCUCUCUGGCUGUAAAGGAGCUGCUGGUGGAAAGAGAAAGCAGCACCCAGUGGCAGUGGGAUGAUGAGUUUUUAAUUGCAGUGCUAUAGCAGAUUGUACUGGGUGAGGGAGGCUACUUUUCAAAAGUGAGCUGCUGAAUGGUGUCUUUUCAGAUCAUUGAGUAAAAAAAGAAAAUAAAAUAGCCACCUAAAUAUUGCUAAGGCUGUAUCAGCUGCAGCCACUGUAUUCCACAGUUCUCUUGUUGUAUAGCUUAAUACCAGAUUUGGAAAUAGGCUGAUGGUAUCUCCCUCCUAAUUGCAUUUGAGUCUUUUCAGUUUGGGGAAAGAAUUUUCCUUUUCUUACAUGAUUUAGGGAAGCAUCCAGAAUCCUUUAAACAGGCCUCAUUUUUUCUAUCAACACCCAACCCCCACAUUUACUUUUAUUUUUUUUUAUUAUUUUAAUAACAGAUCUUAACAGUGCUGGAAAAGUACUUGAUAUGGUCCCAAUACACAACACACAUUCUCAUCUCUGGUUCUGAUUUAGGAAACACAUCUGAGUUAGGAAGUUUUUACAACGCUAUGUUGAAAAACAUCUGCUGAUCUUGGAGACCAGUUGAAUAUCUGGCACUUCUUUAAGCUACCUGGCUUUCCAGCUUUGCAGCUUGCCAGUGUAUUUUUCAUGGUGUUCACUUUUUAAUUAUCCCCAGUGUUUAUGGUUGUCUUUGGAAGUCUGAAGCGGGAACAUUUCAUUGCACUGGGAGCUGUUUCAAGGUGGGGUUGGUAGGAGGGGAGUUUUGGGAUUAGGAAAGUACAGGAGCAUAAAGGAACACGAGCAGAGCCCUUUGAGCUGGAUUCCUUGUGUUUCAGAUAAUGCAGUGUUUCUGCACACCUCUGGAAUAUAUGGAAUUCCCACUGGCACCACACGCUCUGAGGGGAUGAGUGUGUCGCUGGGCUGUCUGCCUUCCAGCAGCCUUUCUGGGUCUAUCCUCUACUCCCUCAGCCCAGCCACCAGCUGUGGGGCAGCAGAUAAAGAAUCAAGCUGUGUCUAGUGUGUGUGGGGUCAGGGAGAGGUUCUGGCAGGGUGCCCAGACAUCCCAACUGCGUGGGGCCCCUGCUGUGGACCUCCUGCUUGUCCUGAGAAAUCCAACGUGGAGCAAGGGCUCAGACAGCUGGGUCUGAGGGAAAGGAGGGGUGGAGAGUCCCAUAAAUGAGUGGUCUGAUCCUGGUUCAUCUGAAUCUCUAGAAGAGGUGGGAAGAGGAGGUGUUUCAGCCUAACACCUUGCUCAGUAAGUUAGACUGGACUAAAUUGAGUCCUCCCAGGGAUUCUGCCUCAUUUCUUCCAGUGUUGUUUGAAUGAUCAAAGCCACUCUUGGCACUCCCAGUUGCUGAGGUGCUUAAACCAUCUGACCAAGUCCUGUAGGAAGUGGGGACAAGAGAUGAGCUUCCAUUCCCCAGGUCUGGGUUUGGCCUUCCACAGCACAGCCCCUGCUUGCAGAGAGCCUGUAGGUCCCAACCCUCUGCAGCUUUCCUGCUCCUGGGGCUUCAGCAGGAAUCUGCCCAUCCUUUACAAGCUUUCUACUUUUCCCAUGGUUUGGGGUUCAUGCUGGAUAAGGACUGAAAACAGAUUCUCCACAACAGUCCUGUGCCUUCAGUAAUCCCAAAUCUGUUUGUUGGCUCAGAGGAAGGUCAGGCACUCCUCAGGUGACAGCCAGCAAAGCCAUCCCUGAGGGACCUGCACCCCUUCCUGUCACAAAGGGCAGCAAAGCCUUCGAUGAGCAGUGGUGGCAACUUGGCAGGUGACUCACCAUGCUGGGCAUGGCUUUCCCCAGACACGUGAUUUUUCUUACAAGAGGGAACAAGGACAUUUCUGAGGAAGCAGAAAAGGCUAAAUACAUUUUUAAUAGCUAAUUUCAGAGUAUGUACCUUUGGAGUAGCCAACAAAAAUAAAUAUGACUGAGCUGCUAAUACAAAAAACUGAACCAUUCUCAGCUUAACUUUACAGAUGGAGAAACAAUUGAUGCUGUGGUGAGAAAAAAUUGAUGCUGGAGCAUGUCUAGAGAAAGGCAAUGGAAUGGAUGAAAGUACUGGAUUAGAGCAGAAGUCUUGAGAGAAGUGGCUGAGGGGGCCAGGAGCCUCAGCCUGGAGAAAAGGAGGCUUAGGGGAGACCCAAUCACCCUCUACAAUUCCUUGAAAACAGGGUGGAGCCAGGUCUCUGCCUGGAUCAGUCUCUUCUCCCAAUUAACAAGCAAUAAGACAUGAGGAAAUGGCCUCAAGUUGCACCAGGGGAGGUGUAGACUGUAUGUUAGGAGAAAAUUCUUCACUGAAAGGAUGUUCAGGCAUUGGGACAAGCAUCCCAGAGAAGUGGUGGAGUCACCAUGCGUGGAAGUGUUCAGAAAAUGUGGCACCUGGGGACUUGAUUUGGUGGUGAACAAGACGGUGCUUGGGUUAAGAGUUGGACUUGAUCUCAGAGGUCUUUUCCAGCCUUAACUGUUCUAUGAUUCUGUGAGUUGCUUUGGGGUUUGAAAAUUCUCACAGUUCUGGAAUGAGGGGAGAUAGAUGAAAACCAGGGGGAUCUAUUUAAAGGGGACACUAGAAAGUGCUUUUUUACACAGCAGGGAAUUUGUUUCUGCUGGAAACAGUGAGAUGGAGGUAACAUCAGCAAGUUCAGAGGGAAAGAGAAGGUAGGGAUGGAUGUGCUCUACCAAUGAUUGUGGAUGCCAGAAGAGUUUGGGGUGACUGGACUGCAGACAGUGGCCAGGCUUGUGUGCCCCUCCUCAAGAUUGUCUUUUCCUGCAGCUGCUGAAGCACCAUUAGCUGGGGGAGGUGCACCAUCCUGCUCACCCAGCAGACCAUUUCCUGUGUUCCUCUGCUCUUCAACUAAUGAAGUAGCUGAAGUAACUGUCUAUGCAAUUGAAUUUUCCUCACUCUAACGUUUAUUUGGUUUUUUGCCCUCCCAACUUCUGCUGAAGGCCAGUUUUGCAUUGCUUUGCCAAGAAGUUCACUUUCCACACUUGGCUGAUGCUGACAUGCAUUUAUCCAGAUUAUGGACACAUGGUCACUCUUGUCCUCUGGCACAAUAAAUUCAUUCACCCUUUCAGGUAGGCACUCUAAAUCCUGUUAUGUGAACAUCAUCCCCACAAAUAUGCUUAUGGGCACAAUCCAUGUGUGUUCUCAUGACUUCAGUCCAUAAAUGAAUCUACCUUGGGAGUCAUUGUUGGGCAGCAGUUUUACACCCCACAAUUGCUUAUAAACUGCAGGAAAAGCUGGUGACUUACACACCAAAGGAACCAUCCUAGAGCCAGAAUGCCUCCACUGCUCUUUGCCUUGGGAAUUUGCUGUCCUUGGGGAGUUUUUCUCUCCAUCUGACUGUGUCUCCACUUGUGCCUUGGUUUGGAGCAACAGAGCAGUCUGGAAGUGCAUCCCAUGGUCAUCUCUGCUUGACCAGUGUUGGUUGGGGCAGCAGAGCAGUUUUGGAGCACACUGGUAGAACCCUGACCCAGGGGCAGGGCAGAUGUUCUUCCCCUGAGCAGGGAUCUGGGGAUCUGACCCAGUGAUGGCUCCCUGGCAUGGCUUCCAGUCAAAAAAUAUGGGCAAGCUUGGUCCAAACAACACUGGGGACCAGACCAAGUCUAGGCUGAAGUAAACACUUGAACUUUGUGUAUUGCUCUUCUGGGGACCUCAGUUUGUGGGGACCUGAGUUUGAAUCUGCUCCUUUCAUUCCUUUCAUGCUGUGUGACUUGAUGUAAACAGAGCCUCUCUCUCAAUUAAUGGCCUUUGUUUCCAUGCUGUAUUCCUUUAAGAUCAAUAAAGUGUUUUAACAUUAACAACUUGA
Molecule: messenger RNA, 8794 nt
Organism: Parus major (Great Tit)
Lineage: Eukaryota; Metazoa; Chordata; Aves; Passeriformes; Paridae
Gene: DACT1
Product: dishevelled binding antagonist of beta catenin 1
Exons: 5
Coding region: 1-2361 (786 amino acids)
Biological process (GO): regulation of Wnt signaling pathway, planar cell polarity pathway; negative regulation of canonical Wnt signaling pathway; negative regulation of JNK cascade
Cellular component (GO): cytoplasm
Source: RefSeq, a predicted model, not a curated record